GGGUGGGGGGGCAGGCGGCCGCCAUCUUCUCGCCGAGGCCGCCUCGCCCGCCGCGCGCGCCCGUCCGGCCGCGCACGGGUUAAGGCUGGCACCGCGCCCGGCGGGAGGGGGGGCGCCCACCUCCCCUCCCCCCCGCGCCGGGCAUGCGGGGCCCGCUGGGCACCGAGGAGGAGCUGCCGCGGCUGUUCGCGGACGAGAUGGAGAACGAGGACGAGAUGUCAGAGGAAGAAGAUGGUGGCCUUGGAGGCUUUGACGACUACUUCCCUGAGGAGCCCGUAGGCCUUCCCAAGAAGAAGAAAUCUAAGAAGCUCAAGGAGAACCGGUCCAAAGGGAAACGGAAGAAGAAAGAGGGAAGCAACGAUGAGCUCUCCGAAAACGAAGAGGAUCUGGAAGAGAAGUCAGAGAGUGAGGGCAGCGACUACUCCCCUAAUAAAAAGAAGAAGAAAAAGCUCAAGGACAAGAAGGAGAAAAAAGCCAAGCGAAAAAGGAAGGAUGAUGAGGAGGAUGAUAAUGACGACGGGUGUCUGAAGGAGCCCAAGUCCUCGGGGCAGCUGAUGGCCGAGUGGGGCCUGGAUGACGUGGAGUACCUGUUCUCGGAGGCCGACUACCGCACGCUGACCAACUACAAGGCCUUCAGCCAGUUCCUCAGGCCCCUCAUCGCCAAAAAGAACCCGAAGAUCCCCAUGUCCAAAAUGAUGACGGUGCUGGGAGCCAAGUGGCGGGAGUUCAGCGCCAACAAUCCUUUCAAGGGGAGCUCGGCAGCGGCCGCGGCGGCGGCCGUGGCCGCGGCCGUGGAGACCGUCGCCAUUGCCCCUCCACUGGCUGUCAGUCCCCAGCAGGUGCCCCAGCCUGUACCUAUCCGCAAGGCCAAGACCAAGGAGGGCAAGGGGCCAGGAGUGAGGAAGAAGAUCAAAGGCUCCAAGGAUGCCAAGAAGAAGGGCAAGGGGAGAAAGGUGGCCGGGCUCAAGUUCCGCUUUGGAGGGAUCAGCAACAAGAGGAAGAAAGGCUCCUCGAGCGAGGAGGACGAGCGGGAGGAGUCGGACUUCGACAGCGCCAGCAUCCACAGCUCCUCCGUGCGCUCCGAGGGCUCCGCCGCCCUGGGGAAGAAGAGCAAGAGGCGUCGCAAGAAGAGGAGGAUUGACGACGGGGAUGGCUACGAGACGGACCACCAGGACUACUGCGAGGUGUGCCAGCAGGGCGGGGAGAUCAUCCUGUGUGACACCUGUCCGCGAGCCUACCACCUCGUCUGCCUUGACCCAGAGCUGGAGAAGGCUCCGGAGGGCAAGUGGAGCUGUCCCCACUGUGAGAAGGAGGGCAUCCAGUGGGAGCCCAAGGACGACGACGACGACGAGGAGGAGGGCGGCUGUGAGGAGGAGGAGGACGACCACAUGGAGUUCUGCCGCGUGUGCAAGGACGGCGGCGAGCUGCUCUGCUGCGACGCGUGCCCCUCCUCCUACCACCUGCACUGCCUCAACCCGCCGCUGCCCGAGAUCCCAAACGGUGAAUGGCUCUGCCCGCGCUGUACUUGCCCCCCUCUGAAGGGCAAAGUCCAGCGGAUCCUACACUGGAGGUGGACGGAGCCCCCUGCCCCCUUCAUGGUGGGGCUGCCGGGGCCCGACGUGGAGCCCGGUGUCCCCCCACCCAAGCCCCUGGAGGGCAUUCCGGAGAGAGAGUUCUUUGUCAAGUGGGCGGGGCUCUCCUACUGGCACUGCUCCUGGGUGAAGGAGCUACAGCUGGAGCUCUACCACACGGUGAUGUACCGCAACUACCAAAGAAAGAACGACAUGGACGAGCCGCCGCCCUUUGACUACGGCUCGGGCGAUGAGGACGGCAAGAGCGAGAAGCGGAAGAACAAGGACCCUCUGUACGCCAAGACGGAGGAGCGCUUCUACCGCUACGGCAUCAAGCCUGAGUGGAUGAUGAUCCACCGCAUCCUGAACCACAGCUUCGACAAGAAGGGGGACGUGCACUACCUGAUCAAGUGGAAAGACCUGCCCUACGACCAGUGCACCUGGGAGAUUGACGACAUCGACAUCCCGUACUAUGACAACCUGAAGCAGGCCUACUGGGGCCACAGGGAGCUGAUGCUGGGUGAAGACGCCAGGCUCCCCAAGAGACUGGUCAAGAAGGGCAAGAAGCUAAAGGACGAUAAGCAGGAGAAGCCGCCGGACACACCCAUUGUGGAUCCCACAGUCAAGUUCGACAAGCAGCCUUGGUACAUUGACUCCACGGGCGGCACGCUGCACCCGUACCAGCUGGAGGGCCUCAACUGGCUGCGCUUCUCCUGGGCCCAGGGCACGGACACCAUCUUGGCCGACGAGAUGGGUUUGGGCAAGACCGUGCAGACCAUCGUCUUCCUCUACUCACUGUACAAGGAGGGGCACUCCAAGGGACCCUACCUGGUCAGUGCACCCUUGUCCACCAUCAUCAACUGGGAACGUGAGUUUGAGAUGUGGGCACCCGACUUCUAUGUGGUCACCUACACGGGGGACAAGGAGAGCCGCUCCGUAAUCCGGGAGAAUGAGUUUUCUUUUGAGGACAAUGCCAUUCGGAGCGGGAAGAAGGUGUUCCGUAUGAAGAAAGAAGUGCAGAUCAAAUUCCACGUCCUGCUCACCUCCUACGAGCUCAUCACCAUCGACCAGGCCAUCCUGGGCUCCAUCGAGUGGGCCUGCCUCGUGGUGGACGAGGCCCAUCGGCUGAAGAACAACCAGUCCAAGUUCUUCAGGGUCUUGAACAGCUACAAGAUCGACUACAAGCUCCUGCUGACGGGGACCCCCCUUCAGAACAACCUGGAGGAGCUCUUCCACCUCCUCAACUUCCUGACUCCGGAGCGGUUCAACAAUCUGGAGGGCUUCCUGGAGGAAUUCGCCGAUAUCUCCAAGGAAGACCAGAUCAAGAAGCUCCACGACCUGCUGGGGCCGCACAUGCUGAGGCGGCUUAAGGCUGACGUGUUCAAGAACAUGCCAGCCAAGACCGAGCUGAUCGUUCGUGUGGAGCUAAGCCAGAUGCAGAAGAAAUACUACAAGUUCAUCCUCACGCGGAACUUCGAAGCGCUCAACUCCAAGGGCGGGGGGAACCAGGUGUCGCUGCUCAACAUCAUGAUGGAUCUGAAGAAGUGUUGCAACCACCCCUACCUCUUCCCCGUGGCUGCCGUGGAGGCCCCCGUCUUGCCCAACGGCUCCUACGACGGCAGCUCGCUGGUCAAGUCCUCGGGCAAGCUCAUGCUGCUGCAGAAGAUGCUGAAGAAGCUGCGGGACGAAGGGCACCGGGUGCUCAUCUUCUCCCAGAUGACCAAGAUGCUGGACCUUCUGGAGGACUUCCUGGAGUACGAGGGCUACAAGUAUGAGCGCAUUGAUGGUGGCAUCACUGGAGGCCUCCGACAAGAGGCGAUCGACAGAUUCAACGCCCCUGGGGCGCAGCAGUUCUGCUUCCUUCUCUCGACCCGAGCGGGGGGCCUGGGCAUCAACCUGGCCACAGCAGACACCGUCAUCAUCUACGACUCGGACUGGAAUCCACACAAUGACAUCCAGGCCUUCAGCCGCGCCCACCGCAUCGGGCAGAACAAGAAGGUGAUGAUCUACCGCUUUGUGACGCGGGCCUCGGUGGAGGAGCGCAUCACGCAGGUGGCCAAGCGGAAGAUGAUGCUGACCCACCUGGUGGUGCGGCCCGGCCUCGGCUCCAAGUCCGGCUCCAUGACCAAGCAGGAGCUGGACGACAUCCUCAAGUUUGGCACCGAGGAGCUCUUCAAGGACGACGUGGAGGGCAUGAUGUCUCAGGGCCAGAGGCCUGUCACGCCCAUCCCUGAUGUCCAGUCCUCCAAAGGGGGAGCCUUGGCUGCCAGCGCCAAGAAGAAGCACGGCAGCACCCCGCCAGGCGACAACAAGGACGUGGAGGACAGCAGCGUGAUCCACUACGACGACGCGGCCAUCUCCAAGCUGCUGGACCGGAACCAGGACGCCACGGACGACACGGAGCUGCAGAAUAUGAACGAGUACCUGAGCUCCUUCAAGGUGGCGCAGUACGUGGUGCGGGAGGAGGACGGCGUGGAGGAGGUGGAGCGGGAGAUCAUCAAGCAGGAGGAGAACGUGGACCCCGACUACUGGGAGAAGCUGCUGCGGCACCAUUAUGAGCAGCAGCAGGAGGACCUGGCCCGCAACCUGGGCAAGGGCAAGCGCAUCCGCAAGCAGGUCAACUACAACGACGCCUCCCAGGAGGACCAGGAGUGGCAGGACGAGCUCUCGGAUAACCAGUCUGAAUACUCCAUUGGCUCCGAGGAUGAGGACGAGGACUUUGAGGAAAGGCCGGAGGGGCAGAGUGGACGGCGACAAUCCCGGAGGCAGCUGAAGAGCGACAGGGACAAGCCCCUGCCACCUCUUCUCGCCCGUGUGGGUGGCAAUAUCGAGGUGCUGGGCUUCAACGCCCGGCAGCGGAAGGCCUUUCUGAACGCCAUCAUGCGCUGGGGUAUGCCGCCCCAGGACGCCUUCAACUCCCACUGGCUGGUGCGGGACCUACGCGGGAAGAGCGAGAAGGAAUUUAGAGCCUAUGUGUCCCUCUUCAUGCGGCACCUGUGUGAGCCGGGGGCUGACGGCGCAGAGACCUUCGCGGACGGCGUGCCCCGUGAGGGCCUCUCAAGGCAGCACGUGCUCACCCGCAUCGGGGUCAUGUCUCUAGUUAGGAAGAAGGUUCAGGAGUUUGAGCACGUUAACGGGAAGUACAGCACCCCGGACUUGAUCCCCGAAGGGCCCGAGGGCAAGAAGCCAAGCGAGGUCAUCUCCUCCGACCCCAACACGCCCGUGCCCGCCAGCCCUGCCCACCUCCUCCCGGCACUGGGCCUGCCAGACAAAAUGGAAGCCCAGCUGGGCUACAUGGACGAGAAGGAGCUGGGGGUUCAGAAGCCAAAGAAGCCCCCAGAAAUCCAGGCCCUGCCGGCUUCCCUGGACAGAGUGGAGGUCGAGGACAAGCACGAGGGCUCGGAUGGCAAGGAGCGGCUGGAGGAGACGGAGAAGGCCCCGCCGUCCCCAGAGCAGCUGCCAAAAGAAGAAGUGCUUCCCGAGAAGGAGAAAAUUCUGGACAAGCUGGAGCUAAGCUUGAUUCACAGCAGAGGGGAUGGCAAUGAUUUCAAGCCAGAGGACACCAAAGUGGAGGAGAAGGAGCCCCUUGAAACACAGCAAAAUGGCGACAAAGAGGAAGAUGAGGAGGGGAAGAAGGAUGACAAGAAUGGGAAGUUCAAGUUCAUGUUCAACAUCGCAGACGGGGGCUUCACAGAGUUGCACACACUGUGGCAGAAUGAGGAACGUGCCGCCGUGUCCUCGGGGAAAAUCUACGACAUCUGGCACCGGCGCCAUGACUACUGGCUGCUGGCGGGCAUCGUGACGCACGGCUACGCCCGCUGGCAGGACAUCCAGAAUGACCCGAGAUACAUGAUCCUCAAUGAGCCCUUCAAGUCCGAGAUCCACAAGGGCAACUACUUGGAGAUGAAGAACAAGUUUCUGGCCCGCAGGUUCAAGCUGCUGGAGCAGGCGUUGGUCAUCGAGGAGCAGCUCCGGAGGGCUGCAUACCUUAACAUGACCCAGGACCCCAACCACCCCGCCAUGGCCCUCAACGCCCGCCUGGCCGAGGUGGAGUGCCUUGCCGAGAGCCACCAGCACCUGUCCAAGGAGUCCCUUGCCGGGAACAAGCCAGCCAACGCCGUCCUGCACAAGGUCCUGAACCAGCUGGAGGAGCUGCUGAGCGACAUGAAGGCCGACGUGACGCGCCUGCCCUCCAUGCUGUCCCGAAUCCCCCCCGUGGCCGCCCGCCUCCAGAUGUCGGAGCGCAGCAUCCUGAGCCGCCUGACCAACCGGGCCGGCGACCCCACCAUCCAGCAGGGCGCUUUCGGCAACUCCCAGAUGUACAACAACAACUUUGGGCCCAACUUCCGGGGCCCCGGACCGGGAGGGAUUGUCAACUACAACCAGAUGCCGCUGGGGCCCUAUGUGACCGAUAUCUAGCUGUCCCUGCGCUGUCCCCCUGUCGCAGUGCUCAUUUCCAGCUGAGCCACGCCUGCCGGGCCACCUGCCCGACCCCCCCAGGAGAGAACAGCUGCUGCCUUUUUAGGAGCCAUGCCACCUUGGGACAGAAAGGGAUAUCGAGUCAUGCCAUCACACGGGGGACGAGGCCCAGCCUGGCUGGGCUGGAGCCCGGAAGUGCCGCCUCGCCACCGUGUCCGCGUCCCACCCAACAUCACACCCACCCCACAGCGGGACGUGCCCCUUGGCCACCUUUGCUGGAAAACUUCUUAGAGGAGAUUUCAUUUACUUGUACAUCUUUUGCACUUUCCUGUUGAAGACUUGAACGAGUCUGUCUUGAUGUAAGCGUUGAGUGACGGACGUACUGGAGGGGCCUGCCUGCAGCCCUCACGUCUCUCUGCCGGCGGGCUCCAGACCGCAAGGGAAGAGCCUGGAAACCCGGCUGCCGCCCCGAGGACCCAGCCCGCCCGGGGAGCCCUCCGGGUGCCCCCGCCCACCCCAUCCCGUCUAUGCGGCCUGACUGCCCAUGUUCUGCCCCGUCCCCCCCACCCCUUGGGGCUCCCCAGUGUUGGAUGGCUCAGGACUGGGGAGUGGCUGCCCAGCCCCCGGGUAGAGUUCUCGGCUGGUGUCCGGGGCUAGGGGUGUUUUCUCCCCACUUCUUGCCGGGGCCAGAGGCCCCCAGGUAUGUGCUAUCUGGGUAGGGGAGGACAGCCCAUCAGCAGUGUCUGUCCCUGGCCCAGCACGUCUUGCAGGCCCUGGACUUGUUAGCAGGUCACAGGGCCUGUGUCGCCUGCUGUGCUGCAUGGCAGGUCCCACGCGGCCUGUGCUGCUGGGAGGGAGGGAGGAUCCUGCGCAGGUCCCGCAGGGGCUGCGAGAGCCUUAGUCUCAGACUGCGGGAAGGGGCUUGCCCUCUGUUGGAAGGGGCCCGGGAAACCUGGUCCUGCCCUGUGCCCUGGGAGGCCCGUCACACCCCCUCUCUAGUUACACACUCCCUGUUCGGUCUUCCUGGCCACAGAUGCCAGGAAACUGGGCCAUGCCUUGGGGCCCGGACUUAGCCCUGUCCUCUUCUUGGAGGAGGCCCUGAUCUGGUCACAGCAGUGUUGUCAGAGGGCCUGGGGACAGCCGAGCUUGGAGGCCGGGGAAUGCCUGAUGGCUAUCCAGCCCUCCUGCCUCGUCUUCUCUGGGGAACCUCUACAGGCCCCCUUCCUGCACUCAGCUGGUGGUCUCCCGCGAGGGCCCCUGCUGGGGGGGAGCUGUGGGCCAGGCCCUGGGCCUGUGUCCGAUGUCUCCUCUGCCUGCCUCAGACUGGAAGGGUUUUCCCUUCCAAGCUUUCUGGGAGUAGGGGUUCCUGGGGAAGUGUCCUGGCUACAGAAAUCCAGGAGGGGCCAAGAUUCGGGGGCUUGUCUGAGGGCCUCUUGGGCAAUUAGCCAGCCCUCUGGGGUCCCGGGUGUCCUCUGUAAAUGGCUCUCUCCAAACCCCUUGAUGGCUGGACCCCAAAGCCUUUUCAUCUUGGUGUCCCCCCGCUUCAGUCUCAUAACCUCUAAGGCUGAGUCGGCCCCAGCCCCGUGGGCAGAGUCCUGAGGAUGGCCCACAGGUUUCCAGGUCGUGUGUGCCGCAGUGCUGGCCCCGCCUUCUGGGGCAAGCCUGCCCCAGUCCCUUGGGGUUCCUGCGGUGCCUCCCUGCACAGGCUUCUCGCUCAGGCCACAGGCAAGGUGACCGCAUGAGCCCUCUCCCAACCCAGAGCCCUGAGACAUUCCCCUCCCAGACCUCUGGGUAGCCGGGCAGCUGGCCUCACUGGGGACAGUGCUGGCCUCCCCCGGCCACAGUGACUGGGUCUUGAGUGUCCAGCCAGGAGCCCCCCAUCUCCACUGCCUUGCCCCAAGGGCCAGUGGUCCCCCCGCUGUCAGCCUCCCUCUGUCCCCCAUCUUUGCUCCCAUGCCAGGCCUUCCCCUGCUCUACUGGGUGUCUGCGACGGCCAGGUCUGGGGAGGGCUCAGCUCUCCAGGAUCAGCACCCGGAGGCCCCAGAGGGAGGCUUGGGGGUGUUGGGGAGUGGGUUUCCGGUUGGCUGGUUUGGGAGAGGAAAAUGGAUCUCAGACUGUUUUCUUGUUAGUUUAUCAGUUAUCUCCUGUCGCGAGUGGUGGCGGGGGGAGCGGGGCAUCCUCGGUCUUCGGCCUCUCUGGUUUGGUUUUUGCUGCUGGCACCAAGGAGGGGCUUUGAGCACAAGCAGACUCCUCCAGCGGCAGCCUGCGUUUUAGUUUCCAGCUACCCUAUUAUUUAAACCAGUGCUGAGUAGGCUUUGGGCCAUGGUUUCGGAAAGCAUCGCCUGCUGCGCUCACAGGUGACGAGGGGAGCUCGGGCUGGACCGGAAGGCCCCGCUCUCGCACGCGCCUGCCCUGGAAGUGCGUUCCCCGGGCAGGGACCCUGCCUGCAAGCCACCUUUGGGGGCUCCUCCUCUUUCUGCAGGUUGCGACCGAGGUCCUGCUGACACCCGCAGCUGGUGCAGGUGCCUCCUCCUGCUCUUCAGAGGUCCCUUUCUGGGGUCCUCUGGGCCCUCUCCGGUCCACACUGGUUGGCCACGUCGUGCUGCAGUGACACCAUAGCUCUUGCUCCCGUGUUGGGUCCCAGGGCACGAGAUGGUCAUGUAGGGGGUGGGCUCAGGGUAGGAGUGCCUCCAGAACUGGGAAGAGCAGGGCUCUGUCGGGGGGCGGGGGGGGCUGAGGUCUUGGCCUGGCCUUGAACUCUGGUCCCUCCACCCCCCGCCCCGCUGCGCCUGUCACUGUCCUGUACCCACCGUGGUCUCUGGCGAGGAAGCUGGCUCCUGCCCCAUUUUAUAUUUCUGCAAGUUUACAGGUCGUGGUGCAUCAGCCCAAAGUCAUUGGCGUUGUGUUUUGGGUUUUUUUUCUUAGUUUUCAGAUUUUUUUUAAACAAAAGUAUUUUUUUAGGUGAGAUAACCCAGAAAGGGCCCGUUGGGUGUGUGUGUAUGUCCCGAACCCCUGACAUGGAGAUGGGAGCCCCAGCCCCCCUUGGCUCCCGUGUGCUGGAAAUGAGGGAACGGUCCUAACCCCCUGUGCAUUGGGAGCGUGGGGGCAUGAGGGAGCAAGUCCGACCCCCUCGGAUGGCAUCUGGGCCAGCGAAGGGGGCCAGACCCCUGGCCCUGGGUAUAGCCCCAGGCCAGCAAAGGGACCAGGGGUUUUGGGGUGAGUUGGGAGGGUCCCAGCUGGGAGGGUCCCGGCUAAGGGGCUGGAGCUGGAAGCUGAGCCCCUGUGAGUGGCAGCCCGUCCGGUCCUUGGCAGGACACGUGGGCGGCCGGACAGGGAGGGACAGCGGCCGACACAGUCCCCUUUACUUUGUACUCUGUGUGUGUGUCUUGGUUUUCUGUGUUUUAAUAAAUCCUUUGGGAAAGGAUUCA
Mustela erminea (ermine) is the source of this 9418-nucleotide messenger RNA. RefSeq names its product chromodomain helicase DNA binding protein 5 (gene CHD5). The record is from RefSeq and is a predicted model, not a curated record. Gene Ontology annotation, biological process: negative regulation of transcription by RNA polymerase II; chromatin remodeling. NCBI's taxonomy places the organism in Eukaryota, Metazoa, Chordata, Mammalia, Carnivora, Mustelidae. The coding region runs from base 144 to 5990 and encodes 1948 amino acids. Gene Ontology annotation, molecular function: histone binding; DNA binding; ATP-dependent chromatin remodeler activity. The transcript has 42 exons. Gene Ontology annotation, cellular component: nucleus; chromatin; NuRD complex.